GAAGAACAGAAAUAGAACAAACAGAAAAAAGAAGUUUUAGACACCUAACCUGACCAUCACUUCCAUGUGAAGAUCCUUGGGCUUGUCCUUCUGCUUUCCAGCUCCUCUCUUUCCUGAUCAGGUCAUCAUCAUGGCAUUAAACAACACAGCCAUCACACAGUCCUCUAUCACGCUCUCCAUCUCUCCAGCAUCACCCAACAACCUCACAUCCUCCUUCCCCAACUAUACCAUCUUCACCACAUCUCCAGCCACUCCCUCUGAGACCAUCAUGAGCAACAACAGUGGAGCUCUAGGAGGGGCCCUGAUCCUGACCCUCGUCUUCCUCAUAGGCGUUCCCGGCAACCUCUUCGUCAUCUGGAGCAUCAUGGCCCGAACGCGGCGCCGCUCCAUCACCACCACGCUCAUCCUCAACCUGGCCUGUGCUGACGGCUCUCUGAUGGCCCUGACUCCAUUCUUCAUCAUCUACCUGGUCAGGCAGGGCUGGGUCUUUGGACUUGCUAUGUGCAAGGUGCUGUUCUACCUCUGCUGCGCCAACAUGUACGCCUCCAUAUUCCUCAUCACACUAAUGAGCCUGCACAGGCUUGUGGCGGUGGUGUGGCCUCGGCACCUGAGAGGACUGACCUCUCAGAGGACAGUGGUGCGGGCGCUGCUGGUGCUUUGGUUUCUGGCCUUAGCCCUGGCUGUUCCCGUUUUGGUUUUCAGAGAACUGACUCAGAGGAAGACUAAGGAGACAAAUGUGACUGGCAUAAAAAGUCUGGUAUGCAGCUGUGAGCACCCCCAGCCACAAUAUGCUGUAAUGCAGUACGGUAUGGAGACGUUUCUAGGGUUUCUGCUGCCGUACGGACUGAUUUUGGGCAGCUACAUGUGCAUCCUUCGCAAAAUCCGCAGGACAAAGUUCAGAAGGCGGAUCCGCAGCGAGAAGCUAAUACUGACCAUCGUCAUUACCUUCUGCCUCUUCUGGCUUCCCUACCAUGUCAUCAACAUGGUGCAGGUGGUGGAGGCAUUGUCUCCUGAAGGUUCUCCUUUAAAAGAAAAACUUGGUCAUAUCUGGAGGUCUCUAAGGGCUCUCACAUCCACGGUGGCCUUCGUCAGCAGCUGCAUCAACCCCGUCCUCUACACCCUGGUGGGGAAGUCGUAUAUCCGGGCUGCGGGCGUGGCCUUCAUGGCGCGUCUCUUCGAGGCUGCAGGCCUCGACUCCACAUCGCGCAAAGUCCGCCAGAGCAGCCAGAACAGCCGGGACCGGGACAGAGAAAGGGCGGAGAGCGAGGAGCUCCGCAACAAAGAGAGCGACUCCACCACCAGCGGAAACACCAGCUCCAACAUCAAAGUCGUUCCCAUCACAAAUGGAAAGUAGUUGAAUGUGAAAAGCUAGUUACACACUUUCUUCAAAAAACAACAGGUUGUGAGAUUCGCUUCUGCUGUCUAUAACUGCGUUCUGUUACAGCAGCUACCUGUAUAAUUCUAAUUAAUUAUGGGGAUAGAAAAGCUUUACAGAACACUAGCAAAGUGGCGGAGGAAAGUGCCGGAUCCCCAGCUCAGAUACAUCAGCUAACAGAUGUCUGCGCUGACCAACAUCACCUUGGAUGGGAGUGAUGUGGGGGCAAAGAGCAAGACAAAGCAAGGCCAAUUGAGCUCGCUCAGACUCUGUCUGAUGAUGGAGAAGCAGAAUGAUGUGCGAUUCAAACCAGCGACCCUUGGAUCAUCAGAAUAUACAAUUUAACAAGAAAGGUCCUCCUAAAUUAAGUAUUUCUCAAGUUUAGAUCAUUGUAGUAAUAUUACAAGUGGUUAAGUAAUGCCUUAACUAAUUAUUAAUUGACACUUGUUAAGAUGCUAUUGAACAUUACUAAAUUUUAAGGCUUAAGAAUGAUGUAAAUAAUAAUCAAUCGAGACUCUAGAUUAAAAUGUGUAAUGAUGAAUUAUGUCUUAUCUAAUGUCAAUUAAUAAUUACUUAAACAUUAUGUCAUGAGUGAUAUUAAUUAAAGUACCUUCACUUUAAAGUAACUGUUACCCGUUAAACAUUUAUGUACAGAGCUCUGGAAAAAAAUAAGAGACCACUUAAAAAUGAUGAGCUUGAUUUUAUGAUGCUUUGAUUUUACCAAAUUGAAAACCUUUGGAAUAUAAUCAAGAGGAAGAUUGAUGAUCACAAGCCAUCAAACCAAACUGAACUGCUUUAAUUUUUGCACCAAGAGUAAAGGCAUAAAGUCAUCCAAAAGCAGUGUGUAAGACUGGUGGAGGAGAACACGCCAAGAUGCAUGAAAACUGUGAUUAAGAACCAGGGUUAUUCCACAACAAUAAUCUUCAUUUUACUUAAACAUAUAACUAUAAAUAGCACACUCUGAGAAACUGUUUCAAAAACUGAAGUGGUCUCUUAACUUUUUUUCAGAGCUGUAUAUAGCAUAACUAGAAACUAAGGAUGACACAGUACCACCUUCACUUUUUUGACUGUUUUUUUAUGUUAGUAUAAAGUUAAAUUAAAUAGAGCAGUUUUUAGAUAAAGCAUUCAGAUUUUUGCCAACAUUCUGGAAAGCUUUUCUAACCUUAUUACUAAGUUCUACAGAGCUUUUUGAUACAUCUGCUAUACUUGAUAUUAGUCCUAUUUAACAAUUCAUUAUGCCUCCUUUGGCCUCCAGAACUGCAUGAAUUCGUCUGGUUAUGGAUUCUAUAAUUGUAAAUGGAUCUAUUUGCAUUGCUCAACUGCUGGAAACUCUACCAGAAGAAACACUGCUCACACCCUCCCACUGACCUGCACUGCUGACCCCAAAGAGGAGGAUUCCCUUGACUCAUGCUGGUUGCGCUAAAUUCCCAUCAUCCCUGUGAUGUAAAAGGCUGCAAGGGACUUCAGAUGUGAUUUGCCUUAUGUUAUGGCCCGUCUGUUUGCUCGUGUGAUUUUCCCUGAUUAUUCUAUGGCUCUCUAUUGUUGUCUUUGUAUCCACUGUUAUAUUCAGUUCUCUCUACAGAAAACCCUGAGAACAUCAGUAUGUAAAUAAGUAAAUCACUUAUUUUGCCAAUUUUAACUAUCAAUGGAUCACUAUCUGAUGCUAGAGACACUGGUCUGCCUCAUUUAGAUCACACAUAAGUCACAUAAUGUAUGGUAUAUAGUCGUGUACAGUUUGUGUGAAUCUAAAUUUCUGCAUAAUUUCUUAGUGGCUUCAUUUCUGACUUUAUUUCAGUAGAAUGGAAAAGAAUAGAAUCAUUGUGUCCAAUUUAAUCUGCAGUCACACUGUAAUGUGACAUUUCAGAACCUAUGCAGACAUUUUUAAACUUUGUGUGGAACAUUAAAAGUAAUGCUUCAUCAGUCAAAAA
Messenger RNA from Astyanax mexicanus (Mexican tetra), 3303 nucleotides. RefSeq names its product leukotriene B4 receptor 2a (gene ltb4r2a). Bases 131 to 1354 code for a protein of 407 amino acids. The record is from RefSeq and is a predicted model, not a curated record. NCBI's taxonomy places the organism in Eukaryota, Metazoa, Chordata, Actinopteri, Characiformes, Acestrorhamphidae. The transcript is spliced from 5 exons. Gene Ontology annotation, biological process: complement receptor mediated signaling pathway; phospholipase C-activating G protein-coupled receptor signaling pathway; inflammatory response. Gene Ontology annotation, cellular component: plasma membrane. Gene Ontology annotation, molecular function: complement receptor activity; leukotriene receptor activity.